UGGAGUGAUUUUGCAGAGCUCUGCUGGUCAGCCGCACCUAGCCGCACCCAGUCCCAGUCUAACGCAGUCUCACUUUAAGCUCUGUGGAUGCAGCACGCGGAUGUCGAGCCUAUUCGCAUUCGCACUGUCAGUUGAUGUGUAAAAACUAAACAAUGCCUACGAAGUAAGACAAACAGCUCUGACAGCUCAUUAUCAUCGUGAAGGUGAUUUUUGAAAAUGGCCCUUACAACUUCGCUCACGUCGGUGGUGGGAGCCACCACCCUCAUUUCUGGUUGCUCACCGGGAGGCCAGGAAAUGGCUGCCACGACCAACCCAGUGCCAAACUUUAUCAUUCCCACGUCGAUUCUACCAUUUCGACAUCGUUUUGACGACGUUUUGAUGUCGAUUCAACUGCCAUUUGUCAUUGGGAACAUAGUCGCGCCUGUAGUCGCCUUGAUACUAGUGGCCGGCAUUGCCGUGUAUGGCGCUAGUGGCGAUAGUCCGAAGGGGAGCGGUGGCCCUCCGAGAGGCAGCAGCAGCGGCAAUGAGGGAGGCAGUAGCGGCAGUGGCCACAGCAGCAAUGAAGAAGGCUGCAGCAGUCAGGGAAACGGCGCUGGCGAACAGGGAAGCAACGUCGACCAGGGUGACCAGGGUAACCCCGGCGACGGCGGGGAAAGAACCGUAUACCCGAAUCGGGAAGAAUUAAAGAGAGCAAGAGACGCUUGGAGGGAGUACCUUCAAGGUGGCUGCACAAAUCAUGCGCUAGCGCGUAGUCUCAUCAACAGAGAGUACGAGCCCCUAAAGCCCCUGCCGAGAGACAACUGCGGGGUAGUUGACUGCACCAACGCCGAGCACCUGGAAUGCCUCAGGUACUGGGCGGAAGUGAAGUUCUUCGGCAUUCGCACCCCGCGGGUGCGCACGCUCAUGGCCAAGAUUGUCGCGCACCGCUUCAGAAAGGGAGAGGACGACGACGAAGUGGACGCCAUCGAUCUGUCGGGGUGGAGCGCGAGGGAGAAGAUCGCGGCGGAGAGGCUCUUCCAGGAGACGCUGAUAGUCCUUGCUGGAUCCUAUAAUGAGCCAUUGGCCAAAACCUACACGGGUAUUCCACCAGAAAUUACGGAUUCACCACAAGCACUAGGACCGACGGAGAAGUAUAUGGUCGGGGGUCCAACACGACAGAAAAAGAACAAGGCCGGUAAACUAAGAACCCGAGAGCCGGUAGAAGUCUGUUGCCGGCACCGCACUGAAUUUCUCGAUGCUCACUAUCCCUGGCCCGGGCCCGGGCCCGGGCCGCGUGCGAUGACUGCAGACGACCAGCAGCGUAUGGGCCAUUGCUAUGUGGAAGACGUUGGAACAUACGCAUACCUUGCCCAAAACCUGGACAACGUUAUGAGAAACGAUAUCGAGGACUUCCAGAAGGAUAAAAGAACUCAGGACCAGGCUCUUUGGAACUCUUACAUGCUUAAUAGCCCAAGAAACGAUGUCAGUAGACUUGACUAUGCUAGGCGGCGAUUGGUGGACUUAAUCAUUCAGUAUGCCAAAACACACGAGCUCGACGACACUCCAGAUGUGACAAUGCAGGAGUACAGAAAAAAAUUGUUUCGGAUCUUUUACCAUAUUUUGGAGAAUGAGCAGUCGCAAUGGCACUCUGCCGCUUUUUUCCCGGGGACCUGGAAACUAGGAAUGACUGUGUCAUUUGCACGAAUCAUUCUCCUGUUCAGGGACGGUGAUAUAUCCUCUCUUUUCGGUGAAUUCCGAGUUUACUCGUACAUAGGUAUGAAGAACCACAAUAAAGACGUGCAGGACAGUUGCAAGAAGAUUGAUGAGGUGUUUAUGGAAAAGCAACGAGAGCUGGACGCUUACCAGGACUUGGAAACUGUUUAUGGACCGGUAGCAGACUCAGACAAUCACAUGCCAUCCACGUGGUAGUUGAAAAUAUUAACGCACCAUCUUUUUCUUUGACUCUUAGUUUCUGACAAAGAGUGGUCUUCAUAUUACGAAGAAUUGGGUCUGUAAACGUACAAAGGAUCUGCAACCACCAUAUUACAAAGAGAUUUUCUUCGUAUUACAAAGAGCACAAGUUUGUGAACAGACGCGUGCUCGUCGUAUUACAAAGCCGAUCCCUUAGUGCUACAAAAAGAUUUCUUUAUUACAAAGGUUCCAAAUUCUUCGUACGUUACGAAAAGCAGUUCUUUGUAAAAAACUUAUAGGGUCUAACUUAAAUUCAAAUUUAUGCACCAUGUUGUUGUUUUGAGGGGGAGAAGGGGAAGAUGUACCAUUUUUUGAUUAUAGCGCCCAGUUUUGACAAAAAAAUUAGCCCACGGGGCUGAGAAAUAGACAGCCCCCUGAUCAGGACACAAAGCCAAUGCGCCCCUCUCCUCUUCCCUGCCGCCUGCUGCCCGAGAGGGGGGGGGGGGUGAGGAGUGUCAGCGCCUGGCCUUGCCCAAACACGCCAGCCAGCCACACCGGGAACGCAAGUGUGUGAAUGUCGCACCCUUAAAGGUUUGUGAAUAUCCAUUCGUACACUUAGGGUGUUGUGUAUGCAAUGUUGGCACACCUGCACACCUGUAUUCAUUUGUCAAAGUCUAUAUAAAGAAUAAUCUGAAUGAUAAUAAACAAGUCUUCAGUGGAAA
Molecule: messenger RNA, 2612 nt
Organism: Frankliniella occidentalis (western flower thrips)
Lineage: Eukaryota; Metazoa; Arthropoda; Insecta; Thysanoptera; Thripidae
Exons: 3
Coding region: 217-1908 (563 amino acids)
Source: RefSeq, a predicted model, not a curated record